CCUGCAUGAUCCUGCGUAAUCGCCGCGUUCAACUGCAAUUUUUGGAGUACCCUUUGUCUUCUUUUUUUCUUUCACUAGUCUGAGACGAAUCCUUUGCCAAGAAUUGGGGCUAUUCCCGACUAGGCAAAUCAAUUUAGACACGAACUAUAGGUCGCGGCCAAUCACAAUGAUACCAUCUGCGUCCGGAUCGGCUCGGUCGCGAUUGUACUGCUGAGACAAGAUCGAUCCCGCGUCAAUGUGUUUGGCAAGCCAAAGCCUACAAGUCUAUAUAAUAUGUCACUAUUGGAGUCUAAAGCUAACGUUCAAUAAAGCAUUGUGACGUUUCUAGAUGGUUUACAAUACGAUAUUGGCAAUUCUUGUAGGCAACAAUGGCACAUCAAUGGAUUUUGAACGGCCAGAAAGGCUUCGAGGAUUCCCUAGAAUACCAAGAAAAUGUUCCAAUACCCUUGCAAUCUCAGCUCAACCAUCAUCAAGUCCUCGUCAAACUCUAUGCUGCCAGCUUGAACUAUCGCGAGAUCGCGAUUCCAAGCCCCCAGAGCUAUACCGGAGACAUGAAGACAUCCGUUGUCCCGGCAUGUGACGGCGCGGGUAUCGUGCUGGCAGUUGGGUCUUCCGUGCAGGAGUUCCAACCCGGAGACCGAGUCGUCACGUACUUUGCCCCGAAACUUGUCGAGAUCACCGGCGAUGAUGAGGCAUCAUGCACCUUGAAAGAUGUUUCGCUCAUGCUCGGUCAGGGGACCGACGGUACACUGCGUUCUCAUGGUGUCUUCUCAGAGGCCGCUCUAGUUCAUGCCCCUGUAUCUCUCGAUUGGUUGGCCGCUUCUACAUUGACGUGCACCUGGGCCACAGCAUGGAAUGCGCUAUUCGGACUGAAAGAUUUCGCCGUUGGCCCAGAUGCGUGGAUACUUGUUCAAGGAUCCGGUGGCGUCAGCGUCGCAGCGCUACAGAUAGCAGCAGCAGUGGGCGCUACCGUUGUCGCGACGACCUCGACGGAGGAUAAGGCAGCUCGUUUGCGCUCAUUGGGAGCAGCAUAUACUGUCAACUACCAAUCCAACUCGAGCGAUUGGGGACACAAGGCACGGCAGUUGACACCCGAUGGGAAAGGAUAUGACAUUGUUUUAGAUAUGGGCGGAAACGCAUCCCUCCCCCAGUCGCUGGCGGCGGUUCGUACAAAUGGCCUCGUUAUGGUUUUAGGUCAUUUGGGAGGAGACGCUGCCGAACCAGUGGCAAUUAUGUCCGUUCUGCAGCAUACCUGCGUUGUUCGCGGCAUCCUUGGGGGUAGUCGAGCACAACUGCGUGAGCUCGUCCGUUUCGUCGACAAACAUAAUAUCAAGCCGGCUCUAGAUGAUAAGGUGUUCGAAUUAGCAGACGCGCGAGACGCAUAUAGACGUCUCGAUGCACAGAAGCAUUUUGCGAAGAUAGCGAUUCGCAUCCGCCAUUCAGAGGUUCACAGUUCAUGAGCUGUUGCGCGACAUCAGCGUCAUUUUGCACUAGAGUUGGCAUCUUCUGAGAUACGUCAUGCUAUGUAUCGCUUAAAGGA
Messenger RNA from Truncatella angustata, 1540 nucleotides. RefSeq names its product putative alcohol dehydrogenase. Lineage: Eukaryota; Fungi; Ascomycota; Sordariomycetes; Amphisphaeriales; Sporocadaceae. The transcript is spliced from 3 exons. The coding region runs from base 369 to 1460 and encodes 363 amino acids. Gene Ontology annotation, molecular function: oxidoreductase activity. The record is from RefSeq and is a predicted model, not a curated record.